Messenger RNA from Dermacentor silvarum, 1285 nucleotides. Its product is annotated as S-antigen protein-like. The transcript has 2 exons. Lineage: Eukaryota; Metazoa; Arthropoda; Arachnida; Ixodida; Ixodidae. The record is from RefSeq and is a predicted model, not a curated record. The coding region runs from base 137 to 1228 and encodes 363 amino acids.
CAUAACAACGACGUAGUAGCUUGUAAGCCAUUGCCACAGCCAGAUCGAAUUUAGUAAAGUUACUGUACAGACUACAGCAAUAGUGCAGCAAUAGUGGAAUUUAGUCUUUAAUUUAAAGUCAAACCAUUCUGAUAGAAUGAGUCAAGAAGGAAACAACCACCGCGACGAGCGCCCGCAAGGAACUAGCCAUCAGGAUGGCCUUUCCGGCGAUGCAGAAGUAGCUUCGCUAGUUCAGGGCCCAGCCUCCAGUCAACGAGAACAAUCUCCUCAAGUUGGCGGAGACAAGGAGCCCAUCGCUGACGUUGGCGGAGACAAGGAGCCCAUCGCUGACAAGGAGCCCAUCGCUGACGUUGGCGGAGACAAGGAGCCCAUCGCUGACGUUGGCGGAGACAAGGAGCCCAUCGCUGACGUUGGCGGAGACAAGGAGCCCAUCGCUGACAAGGAGCCCAUCGCUGACGUUGGCGGAGACAAGGAGCCCAUCGCUGACGUUGGCGGAGACAAGGAGCCCAUCGCUGACAAGGAGCCCAUCGCUGACAAGGAGCCCAUCGCUGACGUUGGCGGAGACAAGGAGCCCAUCGCUGACGUUGGCGGAGACAAGGAGCCCAUCGCUGACGUUGGCGGAGACAAGGAGCCCAUCGCUGACGUUGGCGGAGACAAGGGGCCCAUCGCUGACAAGGAGCCCAUCGCUGACGUUGGCGGAGACAAGGAGCCCAGCGCUGACGUUGGCGGAGACAAGGAGCCCAUCGCUGACGUUGGCGGAGACAAGGAGCCCAUCGCUGACGUUGGCGGAGACAAGGAGCCCAUCGCUGACAAGGAGCCCAUCGCUGACGUUGGCGGAGACAAGGAGCCCAUCGCUGACAAGGCGCCCAUCGCUGACGUUGGCGGAGACAAGGAGCCCAUCGCUGACAAGGCGCCCAUCGCUGACGUUGGCGGAGACAAGGAGCCCAUCGCUCAUUUCCGCGCAGAAUUGAGAAAACGUUUGACCGAUAUCAAACAGCAUACUGAGAUCCAGGAGCAAUUCCUCUCCGGCAUACAGGAAAGAAUUGGCGCAAAGGUAUGGGCUGCGUUACAAUUAAAUUUAUUCGCUGCAUCGAUAUACGCACGUGUUAUUUGCUGCUUUAUUAUUCAUAUUUCCACCGACUGUUUAUGUUACUUGAAUUCUUGCCAGCUAUUCAGGAAUUAUUUAACACUUCACAUUUAUUAUUGCGAUUCACUCUAUUCGAAAUGAUUCCGAAUGCAGUCAUAUUUUUGCAAGUGGGCGGGCGGGGUAACAUCUCGCCGUCUU